AUGGCUCGCGACUGCGUCUUAAGCGAUGUUGACCGAGGCAGUGCUCAAAUUGCAAGCGGCUUCAAAGGACAUGCACAUUCUCAGCUCAACUUCAACGGAAAACCAAAAGACGGGGAUUCGAAGGAUGAGAUGAUUCAGCGACUACAGAAAGAAGUCACAGAACUCCGCCGCCAAGUGCAAUCAAGUAACGAGACAACAACCACACUGAAUCAGUGCAGUUCUUCAGUACAAGAACAGCAGGCUCACCCACAGGUGACGACUAGAUCUGCAAUAAGCUCGAGCGUUCGGCGUCCACCACAUCGCAAUACGGCUGGUCCUAUUACCAGACACCUGGGUCGCCUUGUUUCUGCGGAGGACGGGGUAGAUCAGUUUGCGGGCACUACAACAGGAGUCCAUUUCACAUUAACGGCGCAGCAAAAGUACCAGGAGCUUUUUCACUCCAAAGAGAAUUUUCCAGAAGUUGUUUUUAGUCUCUACCUCCUUCCGGGCUCCCAUGCCAGGGAACAAGUGCAAGAUUAUGAUGAAAACUACCGGAAGGAGUGGUUUCCAAUGUCCAAACAGCACUAUAUACAUCAGACCGUUUUGUUUUUCGAGAGAUGGGCGAACAUUUAUCCCAUAUUCACAAGGAAGCAAUCCGUCUCCAGCAUGGAAUUCGUCUUAAAUCAGAUCUACAGGGAAGAAGCCGUGGAAGAUAAAACCGCCCUUUACCAGUUGUAUCUCAUUCUUGCCAUCAUGGAGCCUCCUGAAGUUGGCAGUGAAAGCAAGGCAGAUACUUUCUACAGCUUUUCCCUUGGACUACAGAAUUAUGUUGCCUCAACUGGCGAUCUUUCGAGCCUCCAGGGCCUUCUUCUUUUGAUCGUCUUCUUACAGCAAUCGUCGCGUCACCAUCUGAUUGUGCAGAUGAUGGGAACUGUGGUAAGACUGGCCCAAUCCCUCGGUCUUCAUCGACACGCGAGGUGA
This is a messenger RNA of Cadophora gregata, 960 nucleotides long. RefSeq lists its product as uncharacterized. The record is from RefSeq and is a predicted model, not a curated record. Gene Ontology annotation, molecular function: zinc ion binding; DNA binding. The transcript is spliced from 4 exons. Gene Ontology annotation, biological process: DNA-templated transcription. NCBI's taxonomy places the organism in Eukaryota, Fungi, Ascomycota, Leotiomycetes, Helotiales, Ploettnerulaceae. The coding region runs from base 1 to 960 and encodes 319 amino acids.